AUGGCGCAGUCGGGCACCGUGCCGAUGCCAACGGUGGAAGCUCCAAGCAACCCUGACAUCAAGCCCGUGGAGGCAGGGUGUGUUUUGUGGUUGCGUUUAGUUGAACGAAGCUCAAGCGUUGGACAUCAGGCAGAUGAUCCUGGGACUGGGGCCGCCGAGGCCGAGCAGAUUGCGCAGUCGGGCACCGUGCCGAUUCCAACGGUGGAAGCUCCAAGCAACCCUGACAUCAAGCCCGUGGAGGCAGGGUGUGUUUUGUGGUUGCGUUUAGUUGAACGAAGCUCAAGCGUUGGACAUCAGGCAGAUGAUCCUGGGACUGGGGCCGCCGAGGCCGAGCAGAUUGCGCAGUCGGGCACCGUGCCGAUUCCAACGGUGGAAGCUCCAAGCAACCCUGACAUCAAGCCCGUGGAGGCAGGGUGUGUUUUGUGGUUGCGUUUAGUUGAACGAAGCUCAAGCGUUGGACAUCAGGCAGCUGAUCCUGGGACUGGGGCCGCCGAGGCCGAGCAGAUGGCGCAGUCGGGCACCGUGCCGAUUCCAACGUCGGAAGCUCCUAGCAACCCUGACAUCAAGCCCGUAGAGGCACGGCAGGGCCGGCAGGGUGUGUUUCUUGCGGCGUUUCUCUAA
Molecule: messenger RNA, 621 nt
Organism: Symbiodinium natans
Lineage: Eukaryota; Dinophyceae; Suessiales; Symbiodiniaceae
Source: the annotation of a GenBank genome assembly